Daucus carota subsp. sativus is the source of this 1400-nucleotide messenger RNA. RefSeq names its product probable protein phosphatase 2C 44. Bases 293 to 1150 code for a protein of 285 amino acids. NCBI's taxonomy places the organism in Eukaryota, Viridiplantae, Streptophyta, Magnoliopsida, Apiales, Apiaceae. Gene Ontology annotation, biological process: peptidyl-threonine dephosphorylation. The transcript has 5 exons. Gene Ontology annotation, molecular function: protein serine/threonine phosphatase activity. The record is from RefSeq and is a predicted model, not a curated record.
AAACGGCCCCAUCCCUUCAUGUAAGAAGACCUGUUGAAUUCUUACCAUAUAAUAAUACACACAACGGUGUAUGUAUAUAUGUAAGCCCAUAGAAUUCUCAGAAUUGUUUUCUGGGUCUAAACUUCAAUUUGAGUAGUAAAGAGAAAGAGGGUCAUCAUAAUUUUUUAAGUUCUUGAUUUUGAGGUGAGAAAGUUUUGAUUUUUAUAGUAGAAAAGAGUAAAAAAAUAGAAGGGUCAGGGUCUUUUUUGCUUUUUAUGUUCAAGGUGUAGAGAAGAAGAAGAAUUGGAUAGAUAUGGAGAAGAACUCGGGCUUCCUUGCAAAGAUCAAGAGAGCUGCUUGUCUUGAUUCAUCCACGCCGGACACUGGAAAAGGGAAAAGCAAGUCAUCGGGUAACAAAGUAGCUCACGGGUUCCAUUUAGUUGAAGGCCAAGCUGGUCAUGACAUGGAAGACUAUCAUGUUGCCGAGUACAGAUACAAAAAGAAUCACAUGCUGGGAUUAUUUGCUAUUUUUGAUGGUCACCUUGGGGAUCGAGUUCCUAGUUAUUUGAAGGAUAAUCUUUUUGAUAACAUACUCAAAGAGCCAAAUUUUUGGAAUAACCCUGAAAUGGCGAUAAAAAAUGCGUAUCGUUCUACUGAUAGAUUUAUUCUCGAGAACUCCAUGCAAUUAGGGCCUGGCGGCUCAACAGCAGUUACAGCAAUUGUCAUUGAUGGCAAAGAUUUAUGGGUGGCAAAUGUUGGUGAUUCCAGGGCUGUCUUAUGUGAGAGAGGCUCAGCUAAUCAACUUACUGUGGACCACGAACCACAUACCGAAAGGAGAAGGAUUGAAAAGCAAGGUGGCUUUGUAACUAAUCUUCCUGGAGAUGUACCUAGAGUUAAUGGACAACUUGCUGUUGCACGCGCCUUUGGUGACCAAAGUCUUAAAGCACAUUUAAGUUCAGAACCUGACAUACGACAUAUACCUAUCGACGCGACUAUUGAAUUUGUUAUAUUGGCAAGUGAUGGAUUAUGGAAAGUGAUGAGCAACCAGGAAACAGUUGAUAUGGUAAAAUCCGUCAAAGAUCCUCAAGCAGCAGCAAAGCGAUUAACCUCGGAGGCAUUGGCAAGAAAGAGUAAAGAUGAUAUAUCCUGCAUAGUGAUCCGUUUUGGAUGAUUCUUUAGCUAGAUGACUUCCUUCCCUAUCUUGCUUGAUCUAUCUGCGGUUUGAAGAAGCAUAUAUAUAUAUGGUAGUAUAACUAAUUACUUUGUUAUGUGUUUUGUUUUCCCUUAUACUUGUGGAAAUUAUUUGUGUUUCUUUCUUUUGUUUGAAUUGGGUAUGGAGAGAUUUUAAAUUUGUUUUGUACAUAUGUUCUGGCUGGCUGUGAUCAAAAGGUAUCUAUAUGCUACGAAGUAAGUUUGUACUA